AUGCAGGGCUUUAAUAUGGGACGGUAUGUCCCACCGGACCAAGAAGGGCUGACAACCGGAAACAAACUCGCGGGGAAGCACGCGCUCGGCGCGCGCGCGCGGCACCUGCACACAACAGGCGCACUAAUUGUGCGCUUCGAGAUGCCAUUCGCAGUAUGGUGCGAGACUUGCAAACCGCACCCCGUAAUAAUCGGUCAAGGCGUGCGAUUCAACGCGGAAAAGAAAAAAGUAGGCAACUAUUACUCAACACCGAUCUACAGCUUCCGCAUGAAACACACUGUCUGCGGCGGAACCAUCGAGAUCAGGACCGAUCCCCAGAACACAGCCUACGUUGUUACCGAAGGUGGACGCAAACGCGAUACGGGCGAAGACAAGGAGCUACAACCUGGAGAAAUUGCUAUCAAGCCCUACGCACGAGAGAUGGAUCCCGCGGAGAAAGAUCCGUUUUCGAAGAUCGAGGGGAAGAUCGAGGAUAAGAUUCGUGCAAAGACCGAGGCAGCUCGCAUUCUUGAGAUUCAGGAACGACAGAAUCGUGAUUGGGAGGACCCGUAUGCGAAGUCUAUGCGAUUGCGGAGGACGUUUCGACAGGAGAGGAAGGGACUCGAGAAGGCUCAGGCGAAGACUGAGGCCCUCAAGGACAAAAUGAGUCUUGGGAUUGAGCUCCUGGAUGAGACCGAGGCGGAUCGGCAGAGAGCGAGCAUGGUGGAGUUUGGUGAAAACAUCGAUGAUGUUGCCUCGCAUGCUGCCCGCGUGACUCGUCUUCGGCCUAUGUUUGAGCAGCAGCCGGAAAAGCCUGCACGAAAGACGGGCCCAGAAGACAAGAAAUCUCGUUCUUCGAAGCGGUCUCGGAAGGAUGAUCUGGUUGCGGCGCGGAAAGAUUCUCUCCGCCGUGAGCUGGCUGGGAAUACUCGUGCUACUAUCGACCCGUUCUUGGUGAAUGAUGCAAAUUCUCCAAAUGCAUGGAAACCUAUCAUCAAGAAGAGGAAGCCCAUCGCUUCUUCGACUCGAUCUCGACGUGAAGAUCCCAGUGGCAUGGAAAAUGAUUCCACUGCCGUGGCACCAACACCAACACCAGUGCUGGUCAACUACCCUUCCGACUCGGAGUGA
This is a messenger RNA of Penicillium vulpinum, 1107 nucleotides long. RefSeq names its product Saf4/Yju2 family protein. The transcript is spliced from 3 exons. The record is from RefSeq and is a predicted model, not a curated record. Gene Ontology annotation, cellular component: post-mRNA release spliceosomal complex; U2-type spliceosomal complex. Gene Ontology annotation, biological process: mRNA splicing, via spliceosome. The coding region runs from base 1 to 1107 and encodes 368 amino acids. Lineage: Eukaryota; Fungi; Ascomycota; Eurotiomycetes; Eurotiales; Aspergillaceae.